Drosophila bipectinata is the source of this 1501-nucleotide messenger RNA. RefSeq lists its product as uncharacterized. NCBI's taxonomy places the organism in Eukaryota, Metazoa, Arthropoda, Insecta, Diptera, Drosophilidae. The record is from RefSeq and is a predicted model, not a curated record.
UAAAAACAGGCGUUUGGCACUCGAAAGUGAAAUUUAAGCGAAAUUUGAGUGGAAGUGUUUCGGUCGGCACUCGUGACAUUGUUUUGAUAUUUUUAGAGUUUUAAGUCUCAGUAGUAGCUAAGUUAAAAUUCUUAUUCAAAAUUAGUAGAUCGGAUCUUAUUUGUAAAUUCUUUGUAAAAUGGAAUUCGGACAAGAGGAGUCUUUUGAUAAUGCUUCCUCCGAAAAAAAUGAUGGUAACGAUGCUGAACCUAAUAAAUCUGAUAGUCAGGUAACUCUGCAGUAUGUUCGGAGUCAGGAAUCUUUCAAAAGGUGUAGAGAUAAAUGUAUCUCUUCUGAUCUUAAUGCAGACGUUAUCCACUUUGAACUGUUAGUAGAGAAAGGCCUAAUUGAUAAAGAUUAUGAGUGCCCAGAUGGGCAGGACGACGGCGACCAUUUAAGAUCAGUGGCAAGAUCGAGGGAGGGCGAAGCCAUUGCCGAAAUAGUGAAGACAAUGCGGAACGAGUUCAUGGCCAAUUUAAGCUCAAAGAAAAAAAAUUUCAAGGAAAUGCUAAUAAAAAACGGCAUGAUGGAUUGUGUAUUAGAUGAAUGCGCGCAUUUGGUGGAUGCUGGUGAGACAGAUUUCCUUAAGACGACCGAGUAUCAAUUGAACGAAAAUAGAUGCUUAAAUGAUUAUGACCGACUGCUUCUUGUAAAGGAUACAGCUACAGUGGAAACCCAGGCGCAUCUCGUUAAUUCUAAUGGCAGGGCUGUGAUAAAAGACACGAAUUCCAUAAUCACGUUUCAGCCAGAUUCAUCCAAAAUUAAUUCUAACUGCAAACCUGAUUAUAAAACAAGAGCCCUAGAGGUCACGUACAGUAGCCCGACGGAAACAAAACCAUUCACUGAAUUUCCUAGUAAACGGGAAAAAGAGAUGAUGCAAUGGAUUAACGAGAUCAAUUUGUUUACAAGUGGAAUGGAGAGGGACCCAGAAAAAGUAAACUGGGAUCUUUUCCGGGCCAACUUGCUUAAGAUGCACAAGCAUUAUGUGACCCACAAACCUAAAAGUUUCAACACACUUCGAGAUCACCAAAACGCACUUUCAUCAGCCGACCUUGCAGCUGAUCUAAAAGGAUCAUUAAAGGAUCUAGGUAGUCGGUCUGUGAAUAUAAAAAGCAACAUCCAAGGACUUGAAUGUAAAAUGCUAACUUUGGAUCACUGUUUCGACAGAUUUUGCGAUAAAUUGAGCCACAGCACUAUUGCAAAGGACAGGGUGGACCGGGAUUUGAAGAUACUAGCUUUGCUACGUGACAGAAUCGACCGAAGGUUGACCCAAAUGGAAAUGGACUUCCUUAGUAACAAAAAUCAACUGUUCUGUCAAAAUGAACUAGACGUCUGAUCGUAGUUAAUUUUAGCUCAUGGAAGGAGAUAGUUUUCGGUCCUACAAUUGAUUAGAUUAAGAAAAAUAGACAGCAUAAAUCGUCUUAGGCUUUGAAAUUUAAAAAGUAAAAGCUUUCCUAAAACA